Aspergillus wentii DTO 134E9 is the source of this 4442-nucleotide messenger RNA. RefSeq lists its product as uncharacterized. Bases 162 to 4343 code for a protein of 1393 amino acids. The transcript has a single exon. The record is from RefSeq and is a predicted model, not a curated record. Gene Ontology annotation, cellular component: membrane. Gene Ontology annotation, molecular function: ATP hydrolysis activity; ATP binding; ABC-type transporter activity. Gene Ontology annotation, biological process: transmembrane transport. NCBI's taxonomy places the organism in Eukaryota, Fungi, Ascomycota, Eurotiomycetes, Eurotiales, Aspergillaceae.
CCUCUUUAAUAGCUUUCUUCCCACUCAAACUCCUUUUUCAAUAUGAACAACAAAUUACUUUCGUUUUCUCUCCCAUUUCCAUUUUUUCUUUUCCUAAUUAGAGCUGAAUCAUUCGUAUUCUUCUUCUCUAUCAACAUCCUCCUGUCGUCGAACUAUAGAUCAUGGAUAAUCGAAAACCCUCACCCUCGUCCUCCCCUCCAUCGACUCUGAACAGUGCAUCAGAUGAUCCUCUAUCGAAAUGGCAUCUUACUCCGAAGAUCCAAGAAUCAUACCAAAGAGACCUUGACUCAGGACUCAAACCACGCAAGCUUGGUGUCACCUGGAGCAACCUAACUGUGAACGCAAUCAGUGCGGAAGCGGCUGUCAAAGAGAACUUCAUCUCUCAAUUCAAUGCCAGCACACGCCUGGGAUACUAUCGGCACAAACCUCCCUUAUCAACCAUACUUGACCAAUCCCACGGCUGUGUGAAGCCCGGUGAAAUGUUGCUUGUCCUCGGUCGACCAGGCUCCGGAUGUACAACCCUCCUCAAGAUGCUUGCCAAUAGACGAGCGGGGUAUCACCAGAUUGAUGGUGAUGUGACUUUCGGAAGUAUGGGCCACGAUGAAGCAAAGAAGUAUCGAGGUCAAAUUGUUAUGAAUACCGAAGAAGAGAUCUUUUUCCCAACCCUGAGUGUUGGGGAGACUCUUUCAUUUGCCACGAGAUCAAAAGUUUCCAAUAAUUCAUUCGACUCCUCCAAGAAAGACCAAUAUACCGAAGAGACGGACUUUCUGAUGGAGUCCCUCGCAAUUCCUCAUACCAAAGACACGAAAGUUGGUAACGAAUAUAUCCGAGGUGUCUCAGGCGGCGAGAGAAAACGUGUUUCGAUCCUGGAAUGCCUUGCCUCCCGGGCUUCUGUUUAUUGCUGGGACAACAGUACUCGAGGACUCGAUGCUAGCAACGCACUAGAAUGGGCUAAAGCGGUUCGUGCAAUGACUGAUGUCUAUGGGUUGUCUACUAUCGUUACCCUUUAUCAAGCAGGCAAUGGCAUCUUUGAUCUGUUUGACAAAGUUCUCGUACUUGACGAAGGAAAAGAAAUUUACUACGGACCGAAGAAGAACGCAAAACCGUUCAUGGAAAGUCUCGGCUUUCUCUGCGAUGAUGGUGCAAAUAUUGCCGACUUCUUGACUGGAGUUACUGUUUCUACCGAGCGCCAAAUUCGGCCUGGCUACGAAAACUCGUUUCCUCGAGACGCUGCCUCAAUUUUGUCACAUUAUCGCAGAUCUACCUUAUACAGGGAUAUGAUUACGGAGUACGACUAUCCAAUGACAGAAUUAGCUCGAAAUAACACGAGAGACUUCCUGGAGACAGUCUCUUUGGAAAGAUACUCUGGCAAGAGCGAGUAUACAGUCAGCUUCUUUACACAAGUCUGGGUGUGUGUGAUCCGCCAGUACCAAAUUAUUAAUGGCGAUAUGGUCACCUUUAUAAUGAAGCAAAGCUCAAAUGUUGCUCAGGCACUCAUCGCCGGCUCUCUUUACUAUAUGGCUCCGAAUGACUCCUCCGGUAUCUUCCUCAAAGGAGGAGCACUUUUUUGGUCUGUUCUAUACAAUAGCAUGACCAUGAUGUCCGAAGUAGUCGAUUCUUUUACAGGGCGGCCGAUCAUUCUUAAACACAAAUCCUUCGCUUACAUUAAGCCAGCCGCUAUUUGUCUCGCUCAGAUAACAUCAGAUAUUCCUACUUCCCUUCUCCAGGUCACUGUUUGGUCAUUGGUUGUAUAUUUUAUGACCGGUCUAACGUCUUCUGCGUCUUCCUUCUUCACCUUUUGGAUCGUGCUUUUUGUCACGAACAUGUGCUCCUGUUCCCUAUUUCGAGCAGUUGGUGCUGUCUUUGGAUCUUUCGAUGUUGCUUCUCAGGUCUCUGGCUAUGUGAUUGGUAUCAUGGCGAUGUAUUCAGGAUAUCAGAUCCAUACCACUCAAAUGCACCCAUGGUUUGGUUGGUUAUUUUGGCUUAACCCACUUGCAUACGGAUUUGAAGCCUUGAUGGGAAACGAGUUUCAUUCAAAGCAGUUGAACUGUGUCGGGACAAACUUGAUUCCUCACGGGGAGGGUUAUCCUGCCAAUGGUCAGUUCACAUCUUGUGCUGGUGUCGGAGGAGCUAAACAAGGAGCCACAUCAGUCUCCGGGGAUGAUUACUUGAGCUCGCUGUCUUACAGCCAUGCGCAUGUCUGGCGAAACUUCGGUAUUCUGUGUGCGUGGUGGAUAUUUUACAUCGGACUCAAUAUCAUCGGAGUGACUCGUUGGCGUGACAGCUCUGAAUCAGGCGCUCAGCUUCUCGUACCUCGUGAGAGGUCUAAAGUUAAUUCAAAGGCUCUUGCAAAUGACGAAGAAUCUCAAGUCACUCAGACAGGCAAGAUCAAUGAGAAAUCACAUGAUAACACGACCUCCUUUGCACAGCAACUUUCUCCUAACACGUCUGUUUUCACUUGGAAGAAUUUGACUUACACUGUGAAAACGCCUUCAGGCCCUCGAGUUUUGCUUGAUAACGUGCAAGGAUGGGUGCGACCUGGAACUCUGACCGCACUUAUGGGUUCCUCUGGCGCGGGAAAAACGACACUUCUCGACGUAUUAGCCCAGAGAAAAACAGAGGGCAAAAUUCAAGGCUCGAUCUUGGUAGAUGGGCAGCCUCUGUCUGUUUCUUUCCAGCGCUCUACCGGCUAUGUUGAACAGCUCGAUGUUCAUGAGCCUUUUGCUACUGUUCGCGAAGCACUCAAUUUCUCUGCUAUGCUGCGACAAUCUCGCGAUACUCCGGUCGCUGAGAAGCUCAAAUAUGUCGAUAUCAUCAUUGAUUUAUUGGAACUGGGAGAUAUUGCAGACACGUUGAUAGGAAAGCCUGGGACAGGAUAUGGUCUUAAUGUCGAACAAAGAAAGCGUGUCACGAUUGGUGUGGAGCUUGUUUCAAAACCAAAGAUCUUGAUUUUUCUUGAUGAACCAACAUCGGGCCUGGACGGUCAGUCGGCUUUCAAUACGGUUCGAUUUUUGAGGAAACUCGCCAACUGUGGACAAGCUGUUCUAGUCACCAUUCACCAACCAUCUGCGCAACUGUUCGCACAGUUCGAUCGACUUCUGUUACUACAGCGUGGUGGAAAGACUGUGUAUUUUGGGGACAUCGGCAAGGGUUGCCAGACUCUCAAGAGUUAUUUCGGACGUUAUGGCGCUCCUUGUCCGUUGAAUACAAACCCAGCUGAACACAUGAUUGAUGUUGUGUCUGGUCAUACAUCAGACAAUGAUUGGCAUCAAAUAUGGCUGGAUUCACCUGAGCACACAAGCACAAUCAGUACUCUGGAGUCUUUGCUGAGUACCCCUCAAGAGAAGGGUUCAGCUCCAGAAGACAACUUUGAAUAUGCCACGCCACUCCUUUAUCAAACCAAGAUUGUUCUGCGACGUAUGAAUCUUGCAAUUUUCCGGAAUACAGGCUACAUUAACAAUAAGAUCAUGCUUCAUAUUGGUCUCGGUCUGUUCAACGGAUUUACUUAUUGGAAGAUUGGGGACUCUGUCGGUGAUCUUCAAUUGAAAUUAUUCACUGUCUUCGUGUGGAUGUUCGUUGCACCUGGUGUCAUCAACCAACUCCAACCAUUGUUUAUCGAGAGACGCAGCCUUUACGAUACACGAGAAAAGAAAGCCCGGAUAUAUUCUUGGAAAGCUUUCGUGUCAGCUCUUAUUAUCUCUGAAACCCCUUACCUGUGUUUAUGCGCCGUUCUCUAUUUUGUAUGUUGGUACUAUACUGUUGGAUUCUCCAGUGAUUCGGAUAAAGCAGGUGCAAGUUUCUUUGUUGUUCUUAUUUAUGAAUUUCUCUAUACGGGUAUCGGGCAAUUCAUCGCGGCAUUUGCACCUAAUGCAGUUUUCGCGGCCCUGGCCAAUCCCCUCAUUGUUGGUAUAAUGGUCUCUUUCUGCGGCAUCUUGGUACCUUAUGGGCAGCUCGUGGUAUUUUGGAAGUACUGGAUUUACUGGCUCAACCCAGUGACGUAUCUCGUUGGAGGUAUGCUGACUUUCACUACAUUUGAUGCCGAUGUAGUUUGCACUGAGAGCGAACUUGCCGUGUUUAACCCUCCUGACAACAUGACCUGUGGAAGCUAUUUGGAAAGCUAUCUGCAAAGCUCCGGGGCGAACCUGCUCAACCCUGAGGAUUCUAUGGCGUGUCGAGUGUGUCAGUACACAAAAGGUAGCGAUUAUCUCAGAACCAUAAACCUGCUCGAUUGGUAUUUUGGCUGGAGAGAUGCUGCAAUUGUCAUUAUUUUCAUCCUCAGCUCAUAUUCCCUUGUCUACUUGUUCAUGAAGCUGAAGACCAAGUCGUCAAAGACGGCGAGUUGAGUACUAGACUUUCUUUUACUUUUGAGUUUCCUUUGUUGUUUUCUUGCAUGUCCGGUUUCAUUUGCUGUUCAAUUUAAAUUGUAUUUAUGGAACAUCCAA